Molecule: messenger RNA, 1502 nt
Organism: Stegastes partitus (bicolor damselfish)
Lineage: Eukaryota; Metazoa; Chordata; Actinopteri; Pomacentridae
Gene: spata18
Product: spermatogenesis associated 18
Exons: 12
Coding region: 1-1482 (493 amino acids)
Biological process (GO): mitophagy by internal vacuole formation; mitochondrial protein catabolic process
Cellular component (GO): mitochondrial outer membrane
Source: RefSeq, a predicted model, not a curated record
AUGGCGGACACUUUAAGGAGAUUGACCAAUACAUCUUCCUUCAGCGUCUUACAGGACAAGCUGGAGAGCUGGCACAAAGACUACCAUGUGAUUUCCUGUGACCAGAAUCUGAACAAAUGUUGUGAGCUGAUUGAACUCACGGCCAAGAUCCAAGGCCAACUGUUUGCCAUCCUUAACCUCACAGCGGCUGAAGGGGGACACUAUGCUGGAGUGGACACUCUGAAAACACGACUGCUGCCAUGGCUUGGAACCUGCUUCUCAAUGGCAAGGCCCUCAGUCACCGAUGACACCAGUCUGCAGCUCAUCCAGGAUUCAGCGGAAAAAGACAGAAGGAUCAGGGAACUCUCAGUCUCCCAUGACAGCGACAUGCAGAAGAUCGAGACUCAGCUGUGCUCGACUCGAAUACAACUGGACUCAGUCAGAGCAGAACUGAUUGAUGCUAAAAACGAACUGGAUGAGACAAAGACCAAAUCAGCAACAACCCUGCUGGCCACCGAAGAUGAAAUAUUACAACUUAAAGCAGAUUUGAGAUCUUCACAUGAGCAGGUGGAGAUUUACAAGAGGAAGCUGGAUGCUCUCGAUGACUACGAGCGUCAGAUUCGCUUGUUGAGAGAUGAAGUGUCUUACCUGAGCACAGAGAAGGCCAUGCUGCAGGAGAGGUUGGUGAGAAGUCGCUCUCCCAGCCCCCUGCCCAGACUCAGCCGCUCAUCCAGCCCAGUGAGGAGCGAGUCGCCCACCAGGGCUCAGCUCACCAACUCGUCCCGCCACGCUCGCCUGGUGUCGCGCUUCAGUGACCUGUACGCUGUGGAGCGUCUGGAGGCCCAGAGCCUGCUUCGGCGCUACAUUGCUGACUUGGAGAUGGUUCAGAAAAUCAUCUUCAUCGCUGUUGUGGAGUCCUUUAAGACAGCUAAACUGGCUUACCGCCACUUCAAGCUGCGAGUGAGAAAGACACUGUCCACAUCCCACUUUGGGCCAGAAAGCCUCGAGGAUGCAGCUGUGGACUACAUUGUCAGAAAUCUGGACCUCUAUGAUGUUCAGGCCAGCGUCAAUGAUGUGAUCAAUGCCAUGAAUGUGGACCCUCGCAUCUCCUUCCCACCAGAAGUGGACUUUGCGCUAAUCAGCGCCUUGAUCAGGGAGGUGUGCAGGGCGGCCUUCGCCAUGCAGACUCUGGACAUGCCGCUUGACUUGGCCUUCGCAAGUGAUGGGGAACUACACAAUGACAGCAAGUACAGACGUAGCUAUGACUCUGAGUUCACAGCUCCUCUGGUGAUGUACCAUGUGUGGCCGGCCUUGAUGGAAGGAAACACUGUGAUAGUGAAGGGCGAGGCGGUGACUAGAAGAGGCGCUCCGUGGCGCAGAAGCCGAAGCCGAAGCAGGAGUGCCAGCCCUGUGCGUUCUCGCUCUCUCAGCCCGACUCGCAGUCUUGCAUUUAACAGCAAAAGAGGCCUGUCUCCUGAUCGUCUCAGGGCGAGCUGCCUGUGAACUCUGACUGCACUGGCAAC